AGUGUAUUCGUAAGAUUAAAUGAAUAUUUUUCAGUAUAUGCCAUUGAGAAAAAAAAGAAGAUUUUUAAAGGAUUAUAUAGUUUAUCGCAACUGUUCAGUUUUCCGACGAAAUUAACCCUACACACUUGAAUAAAAACAAACAAACAAACAUGGGAAUAAAAUCCCCAAUUUUGAUGUAAAUAGCGAUGGUACGAUUCGGAACAUUCAAUAGGUUAUUUGCGUCACUAGGGGUACAAAUUAUGAUGCGAUACUCGUCCGAGGAGCAUGCGACACCGAUGGAAUGAUUCGAUUGGUCAAUUCUCUUGAUUGACAAGGUCACCACUCCCAUGGAGUAGGUAAAGAAUGGUAUAAUAAUGGUCCAAAAAUGUUUUUUUUAGCAGAUGGAUAUAUAACCCUUUCCGUAAUUAAUAGUAGAAACCUUUUCCGUUGACGAUGAAGAACACUUUGAUAUCAUCGCUCGGGCUUUUGUCCUGUGUCAUCAUGUUGAAGACGGCUGAAUCUAUUAUUCCCCCGUUCAUGCAGUACACCCAGCGGGAGGAGGCAGUGGUGCACAGGUUCCGGCCGACGGCAGACAGAUGUUGUAGGGUGGGACAGAGAGCAGCCAGGAAGAUGAUGUCGUGUAGCAUCCGUAACAGCCAAAGACUUUUCAAUAGUGUUCACACAGCCCGGAGUUCGAAUGGUGGCAUAAUUCUUAGAAAUACGGACUCGUUUUUCUCCAAGGUUACUGUGUGCGCCACCAACUUCUCAACAUCAUUCGAAAAAUGCUGUGUGAACAAAGAAAAUUUUUUGAAAGAAAUUAGGAUUUGUAGGAGGCGAUAUAGGGAGAGAGACUUCCGUGCUAAAUGCAUAAAAAUUGCGAAAUCAAAGUAUGGACAGUGAGGAUGAGUUCUGAUGUGUUUCGCCAUGUUUAUGGCGUCAUUACUACGGCAGCGUUUAUUCCAUAUUGUAACUUAUAAAUUCAUUUACAUUCAUUUUAAAAAAAAAAUCAUAUGUUGUGUGUAUGGCGACGUUAUCAAAAUGUCAUUGUAUAAAUGUAAUUUAUUUUUUUGCCUGCUUUGAAUAUGCUUCAUAUUAAAUUCAUACAUCAGUUAUUA
Molecule: messenger RNA, 1094 nt
Organism: Ostrea edulis (European flat oyster)
Lineage: Eukaryota; Metazoa; Mollusca; Bivalvia; Ostreida; Ostreidae
Exons: 2
Coding region: 433-879 (148 amino acids)
Source: RefSeq, a predicted model, not a curated record